AUGCUGAUGGUAAACAAUAUUUGUGCUGUUGUCGUUUGCAUUCCUCUCUCUAUUAUUGCAUGUUGGGAGAGCGGGUUAGCCGUGACCGUAUUGCUGGUGCUUUUUAUCGUGUGCAUGUGGAUCACUAGCAACAGAGUCUCAGCCAAUAUGGAGAAAAAGUCGCAGUUAGACAAGACCCCUGAACUUUCCAUCGAAAUAUUCGAGCACGCUAAGACCAUUCAACUAUUGGCAGUCGAGGACUAUUUCCUGAAAAAAUACGAAAGUUACGAGAUUGCCGUCAAAAAGCAGGAGAAAUGGACGACGAUAUAUCAGUCGAUCCAGUUCGCACUCACUCAGUGUUACAUCUACUUUUCCGAUAUGGUUACAUACAGUAUUGGAGCAACCAUGAUUUAUUACGGACGAGUGGACUCGAAGAACACAGUUGUGUCUGCAACGAGUGCGAACUUCGCCGGGUGGGCUGUAAUAUUUGCAUCAGCAGCUUUUGGCGAUUUCGUACGGUCUCAUUUUGCUGCUCAGUCGCUGUAUGGUCUGAUAGAUAGCUAUAAACCUGCGGAGGGUGGUGAAACUCCUGUGAGUUCUUAUUCAUUUUUCCUUGAUGAAUGCCCUUUAAUGUUCAGAUGUAAUGCGAGCUGCAGUCGAGUUUGA
Cooperia oncophora is the source of this 645-nucleotide messenger RNA. The record is from the annotation of a GenBank genome assembly. NCBI's taxonomy places the organism in Eukaryota, Metazoa, Nematoda, Chromadorea, Rhabditida, Trichostrongylidae.